This is a messenger RNA of Saprolegnia diclina VS20, 1082 nucleotides long. RefSeq lists its product as hypothetical. Gene Ontology annotation, molecular function: zinc ion binding. Gene Ontology annotation, cellular component: nucleus. The transcript is spliced from 6 exons. NCBI's taxonomy places the organism in Eukaryota, Oomycota, Saprolegniomycetes, Saprolegniales, Saprolegniaceae. Bases 33 to 1037 code for a protein of 334 amino acids. The record is from RefSeq and is a predicted model, not a curated record.
CGUACAACCACAUCCCGACGGCCCGAACGAGCAUGGCACUGGAGGAAGCCGUCGACCAAGCCUUGGCGCUCUGGAAGAAGGCGACGGCGCCGGCGAAAGGAAGCCGCGCAGGCGCGCCGUCGCAGCCGCUGCGGCAGGACGAGCCCGGUGUCGCCAAGUGCCGGCCAAACAACUGGGCCGACUUCCAGCACCGCGUCGCGUCCUUCUCGACGCUGCAUUGGUUUGCCAAGCCAUUAGAGCUCGACUUGCUCGUGUGCGCCCAGCACGGCUGGGUCAACGACGGUCCCGACGUCUUGCAGUGCGAGUGCUGCCAUGCGCGCUUAAAUUGCCGCAUCGACGAGCGGCUGAGCCCCGAGGGCGCGCACAAGGUUGCGCUGGGCCUGCACGAGCGCUUGACGUCGUUUCACUUGAGCACGUGUCCGUGGCGGGGCAACCCAUCGCCCGCGUCGUUUUGCCACCUGCAUUUCUGGAGCGCCGACGAAGCGCUCGAGAGCGUACGCAAAGCCAUUGCUACCAUGUGCACCGAACUGCGAGCAGUGUCGCAUCUCGGGCCCGUCGACGUCGAUGCCGCCUUCCUCGACCUGCUCCGCACCCGCGCCAACGUGUCGGAGGCCGACUGGCCCGCCUACUGCAAGGGCGUCGUCUCGGGCGUGCUGGACGACGAUGCGGCGGACGUGCCAGCUCUGGAGGCCACGAUCCUCGUCGGUCUCGCUGCCAGCGGUUGGAGUCUUCGCAGCCAUGAGGCUGCGCUGCUCGCACACUGCACGUUUUGCAAUCGGUCGGCGAUCUUUUGCUCGACGCUCGACGACGCCUCGACCGAGCCCGCGUCCAAGCGCCACAAAGCGUUGGCCUUCCAUCCGCUUGAAGCCCACCGAUGGUACUGCCCGUGGCAGCGCCAGAUGCGCGAGGUGCCAGGGUGGAUGCAGUGCGCCGACGCCUUGCGAGACCCGACCACGCCCUCGGCACGGACGUCGGCGCCGACGUUGACACAGCCGGCUGACGUGCUCGCGGCCGUGCAUGCCAUCCUCGACUUUUAAUGCUGUCGAAUAGAUAAGUGGGUUAUGAGACUGCGUUGGACGGAC